This is a messenger RNA of Podarcis muralis (Common wall lizard), 2921 nucleotides long. Its product is annotated as apovitellenin-1-like. Gene Ontology annotation, biological process: lipid metabolic process. Lineage: Eukaryota; Metazoa; Chordata; Lepidosauria; Squamata; Lacertidae. The record is from RefSeq and is a predicted model, not a curated record. Gene Ontology annotation, molecular function: enzyme inhibitor activity. Gene Ontology annotation, cellular component: chylomicron.
CCUGGUGGGGUUUUUUUUGGGGGGGGGUUGGAGUUGGGGGAUUAUUACACAAUAGUUUUUUCUUUCUUUUUCAUCACUUGAGCCAGUGAUAUGUCACCUCAUGAUAUGUCUGGGCUUCUAGGAAGAAGGAACCAGAAAUCCACAAGGCCCAGUGCUAGCACCUGGCAACUUGAAGCAGUUGUUGGGACCCCAGUGGCUGACAGGCCUCCCCCAUGCCUGCUAUUUGCGUCUCUGAGCCACCAUUUAAAUUUUUAUAUUUUUAAGAAACAAAAUUUGAAUUCCAUUUAAAAGCUUUGGUGUUACUGAUUUUUAAAUGUCAAAUAACAGCAAAAACUACAAAAACAAAUAAACAACAACCAAAAAGGAAUACAGGGUAUUGACAAAAGAAAUAAAAAAUCAGUUAAGUGUUUUACAGCAAAUAUAAAUUCAUAGGGGCUGCCCCGCUUUUCACUGCACUUGCCAUCCUCACAUACCCCUUUGCCAACCGCCCUUCCCUCACACCUGAUCAACCCUUUCCCUUUACAUUUUACCCAUCCCCUCACCUAUUCCCCACAACUUGACCUAGCUCCUUCCCCAAGCCCCACUUGCUUUUAAAGGAGGGGAAAGUAGCAUGCUGCAAAAUGUAUUUGGAGGGCUCCGUCAGGCCCCCAAACUUAGAGAUAACGACCCCUAGAGUAAAGGGUUAACUAAAAAGGUUUACCAUGUGAUUCAUCAGAUUGUUUUCCUUGGGACCCCACACUUCCGAACCUAUCUAUUGCAAAAGAGCAGAUGUGGAGCAAGCAGAGACCUAUGACCCCUUAAAUGCAUCUGUAUGAGACCAGUGAGUCUGCUUUGCUUUCAGAGGUGACAUCAGCCGCUGCCAAUAAGAAAGCACUCUGUACAACUGUAGCAUCAGAGUCUUCUGAAACAGUGACCUGGAUCAUGCUUCAGUAUAAAGCUUGGGCUGUCGCUCUGAUCCUUCUCCUUGCAAAUACCCUUACUGAAGCUGAUGCUAAAGCCAUCUCAAAGAGGCAUGUCCGUAAUGAUUGGAUGGUCAUACCUGACGCAAUUGCAUUUUAUGUGUUUGAUGCUGUGAACAAAGUGUCUCCUAAAACUGCUGAGUCCUUGUAUGGUGCUUUCCAGAAUCCAAUCAUUCUUGAGACAAGGAACUUCUUGAUAAAGACAACAACUGAAAUCAAUCGAGCAUUUCAACAACUGCUGGAGAAUAUACAUGGUUUAUGGACAAAGGAAGAAGCAGAACCAGCACAGCACUAGGACCUAAACGAAUCUGUGGAGUGGAGUGGCCUCUUCCUUGUAUUCAUCAGUGGAUCAUAAUGUGCAGAGGGUUAUCUUGGUAUAGUUUUUAUUAUUAUUAUUUCAUUUUAUAAUGUAUAUAAAACAGACAACAAUUAUAACAACCAACAAAAAAUUAAAGAUGAGAAACAAAACUAUAAAAUAGGCAUAUGGAAUGAGUAAUUGGACAUGAGUUAAAUUAACAAAGUCCAAGUAAAGACUAUCAAAUUUACCAGAUCAUUAAGUUCAGUUUCAGAUUUGCCAGGCUUGUGAUGAAGGUUAUCUUGAAAAUGAUGGCUCCACUGUAUAUGUCAUAAAGGAAUGCCAAAUCAUAUAAAAAGUUUCUGGAGGUUCUAGCACUCAUCGAAAUCUCCAAUUAUGCUUGAUUUUCUCCUUUAUAGCUAUAUUCUAGAGUGAAUGGUACCAAGCGUCUAGUGUAAGAAUUUGGGCUGUUUUCCACUGAAUUGCAAUUAUUGUUUGUGCUGCCAAGAUCUUAUAUAAGACCAGUUCUUUUGGCGAUAUAUUUACAUUGGUAUCAUCAAAAAAUAUUCAGUCACAUGAUUUCCAGUGCCUCACAAAGCAUCACAAGUCACGUCCAAGGCUUUGUGGGGCCUUGGAGGUGGAGUUUGAGGUCUCACAGGGCCUUGGACAUGACUUCCGUGGUUCCCAGACACUGCUGUGGAGCUCACAAUGUGAUGUCACGGCUCAAUGUGAGGUCAGUAUGUCACAUUAUGUCGUAGACCACUAGGCACCCAUAAUCUGGGGCCCAAGUUGGCACCCCUGGAUCCAACAGAAGUCAAGCAUGGCUCUCUCUCUCUUCCCAGCCUGCUUCCAACUUCUAACUUUUAGCUCGCAUAACCCAACUCUCACUCCUACCCUUUGUCUUUCUAAAUACCAGCAAGUUGGGGGAGAGGGUCCUACCCAUUUGUCAUCUCGCAUAGAGCCACUUCCUUUGUUACCUUAAUGACCCAUACUUCAACAAUUACCUCAUCAGGAAGUUAGCCUGGCUUUUCCAGGAAUUGAAAUUGGAUCCAGGAAUUUGAAAGGCGCUCAAGCAUACAGCCUAUGUCUCCUAAACUCAGAACAGUACAAUUUAGAAACAAAUUCAUUUCCCUCUCUACCUGUUGUGUUUAAUAAAUUGUAUUAAGGGUCUCAGAGCUUGUGUUUUUACAUGUUCUUUUAUAAUAAAACUAUAAAUUUGAUGGAAAUAAAUCCAGUUUGUGUUAAGAUUUGAAGUUAAUUUUAUUUGGUUACUGGCUACAGGCUAUAGAUAAUUGGUACAGAAAUCUCGUAAUGUGUAUACAAGAUUUGCAGUAUUCAAAUUGCUUAUCUCUCCCUUGCUGGGAAAAAAAAUCUGGGUGAGUUGAUAUUGGAAUUAAUGGAAAAACAAUAGGUGCAAAUUUAGAUUGCCAUGUUUUCCAUAUCUGAAUAGUACAAUUAGUAAAUGGAUUUGGUAUAGAGUUCAUUAGAUCUGGUUUAAGAUUCUCCUAGCAAGAGAUGUUUAGAGAGUUUGAUUUCCCAGUGUUUAUUCAGUUCCUCUUUGAUUAUAUUAAUAACUGUCUCAGUUGAAAUGCAGAGUAGUAGAAAUAUAAAUUAGGUAUACCCCAUCCAUCGAACUGAGCUCUGCGAAAUAAAAAGUAUUGAGUUAG